Messenger RNA from Echinococcus granulosus, 141 nucleotides. RefSeq lists its product as hypothetical. The record is from RefSeq and is a predicted model, not a curated record. Bases 1 to 141 code for a protein of 46 amino acids. The transcript has 2 exons. Lineage: Eukaryota; Metazoa; Platyhelminthes; Cestoda; Cyclophyllidea; Taeniidae.
AUGCCUGCAGGCUCUGUCACAGCUGCAACUCGUGCUUCGGCUGAACAUCAUGUCUCUGAGGCCUCAUCUCUGCUAUAUGCUAGCAGUGAGAAAGAAAAUGUAGGCUGUACUGGUGGCGGUUUUAAAGUGGAGAUUUGUUAA